Pangasianodon hypophthalmus (striped catfish) is the source of this 1308-nucleotide messenger RNA. It is a transcript of the gene srprb, whose product is annotated as SRP receptor subunit beta. Gene Ontology annotation, molecular function: GTP binding. Gene Ontology annotation, biological process: intracellular protein transport; vesicle-mediated transport. Lineage: Eukaryota; Metazoa; Chordata; Actinopteri; Siluriformes; Pangasiidae. Gene Ontology annotation, cellular component: cytoplasm; plasma membrane. The transcript is spliced from 7 exons. Bases 72 to 869 code for a protein of 265 amino acids. The record is from RefSeq and is a predicted model, not a curated record.
GCAUGCGCAUGUCUGUUCCGCGAUUUUAAGUACACGUGUGUCAGAAGCUCCUCUGCAACAGCAGUCCCGCCAUGGACGAGAAGAUUAACUUGGAUUUGGAAGACUUUUCGUCGGAGCCAUUUAUAGACGCAUUUAUUAAAGAAAUAACAGAGCAAGACCCUUCAUUUCUAAUCGGGAUUUUCGUCGCUAUAGCUGUUGUUAUUAUUACAAUAGUGUUUUUGAGAUUUUUCUUGGGCACCAAGAAGACAAGAAAUGCAGUGUUGCUAGUUGGUUUAUGUGACGCUGGAAAAUCUCUCCUCUUCAGCCGGCUGCUGACAGGGAGAUUGAUCCAAACUGUGACCUCCAUCAAGGAGAGCAAAGCGACCUACAGAGCAAAAAAUGAGAAGGCUAGCAGCUGGACUCUUGUGGACAUUCCUGGUCAUGACAGUCUGAGAGCUCAGUUUGUGGAGAAGUUCAAGGAUUCUGCCAGAGUGAUCGUGUUCGUGGUGGAUAGCGCCGUUUUCCAGAAGGAGGUAAAGGACGUGGCUGAGUUUCUCUACUCCCUCCUGACGGACAGUAUGGUGACGAAGAACGCUCCGACCCUGCUGAUAGCCUGCAACAAACAAGAUGUCACCAUGGCAAAAUCAGCCAAACUGAUUCAACAGCAGCUGGAGAAAGAGCUAACCACUCUGAGGGUGACUCGCUCGGCGGCCCUCACGUCUCAGGACGGCUCGGUUCGGUCCACGCUGCACCUGGGGAAGAAGGGCAAGGACUUCGAGUUCUCCCAGCUGCCCAUGCAGGUGGAGUUUGUGGAGUGUAGCGCACGUGGCAGCAACGAGGGCGAAGACGCUGAAAUCGAGGCUUUGGAGAAGAGUUUGGCCAAGUUAUGAACUGUCAUAGCAAGCUGCGGUCAAAGAAAUACAAAGCUUAAGUCAUAUGUUUGGAUUCAAAGUCUUUUAUUGCAUGGCCUUUAGUCAGUAUUGUUUUCCUUGUUUUAUACAGACUUCUACACAUCACCUGACCUAGAACAAUGCAAAAGAAAGUCUAUUUAUGUCGUAGAGUUUAGUGAGGACUUGCAUCCAAAGCAUUCACACACAUUUAUUUAUUUGGACUACACAAUCCAUCCUGAACGUUCCAAUUUAACACCAUAAACUGCUAUUUAUUUUUUGAGGUAUCACCAGUUUACUGUGUUAAAAACAUCAGUGUGUUUUCUCCACACCUGCUUUGUGCCUUACAUCUGGAACACUGACAGUGUAAUUAUGGUAACUCAUCAGGCUCGAGCUCCUGCUGAAACCUGUAAAUAAACAGUUUGUGAUUUUUGCAUGUUUA